CCCAGCCGGCGUGGACGCUGCUCGUCCUGCUCGCUGCCCCGGCUCGAGUCUUCGCCGCCGGCGGCAGAUUAAUAAUAAAAACUGGAAGUUUGUGUCUUUUGUUGAAUAUUGGAAAUUGAAUGUAAUGGCAGCAGAAUUUAUAAAGAGUUGCUGUAGAGGAUGUUUCUAUAGUGAAACAGAAACGCACAAGCUAUCUAUGGAAAAAGACCUUAAAGCCGCAAUAUCAAAUACACAAAAUACCACUGUGUUCAUACCUCCAUUGACUUCUGUUUCUGUAAAGUCUCAAGUUGGCUGUAGUGAGGAUUAUUUGCUUUCUAAAUUACCAUCUGAUGGGAAAGAAGUGCCAUUUAUGGUGCCCAAGUUUAGGUUAUCUUAUAUUCAGCCCAGGACACAAGGAACUCCUUCACAUCUGGAAGAACUUGAAGGAUCUGCCCGGGCAUCUUUUGGAGAUAGAAAAACAGAACUUUCCAGUCUAUCCCAGCAUGGACCCAGCUAUGAUGUAUAUAACCCAUUCUACAUGUAUCAGCACUUUUCACCUGAUUUGAGUCGGAAACGUUUUCCUCCUCAUUCAGAAGCAACAAGACUAUAUGGAUCAGUUUGUGAUUUAAGAGCCAGCAAACUACCUGGUUCCCCUGGGCUGAGCAAGUCUAUGUUUGAUCUUACAAGUUCAUCUCAACGAUUCAUCCAGAGACAUGAUUCAUGGUCCAGUGUACCCAGUAGUUCUUCUUCAAGAAAAAAUUCUCAGGGGAGUAACAGAAGCCUAGACACGAUUACUCUAUCAGGAGAUGAAAGAGAUUUUGGGAGAUUGAAUGUGAAAUUGUUUUAUAAUUCUUCAGUAGAGCAGAUCUGGAUCACAGUUUUACAGUGCAGAGAUUUAAAUUGGCCCUCUACUUAUGGAGACACUCCCACUAUUUCCAUAAAAGGAAUACUAACAUUACCCAAACCAGUGCAUUUCAAAUCUUCACCAAAGGAAGGUUCCAAUGCUAUUGAAUUUAUGGAAACUUUUGUAUUUGCUAUUAAACUGCAACAUCUACAAACUGUAAGGCUUGUAUUUAAGAUUCAAACCCAGACUCCCAAGAAGAAAACCAUUGGAGCAUGCUCUCUAUCACUUAGAACUCUUAGCACACAGGAAAUGGAUUACUCUUUGGAUAUAAUACCAUCUUCAAAAAUUUCUGUUUGCCAUGCAGAACUUGAACUGGGGACCUGUUUUCAAGCAGUAAAUAGCAGGAUUCAGCUGCAAAUUCUUGAGGCACAGUAUCUUCCAAGCUCAACACCUCUGACUUUGAGUUUUUUUGUGAAGGUGGGAAUGUUUAGCUCAGGAGAGUUGAUUUAUAAGAAGAAGACACGCUUACUGAAGGCCUCCAAUGGAAGAGUAAAGUGGGGAGAAACUAUGAUUUUUCCACUUAUACAGAAUGAGAAAGAUAUUGUUUUUCUCUUUAAGCUUUAUGGUCGAAGUUCUGUCAGAAGAAAACAAUUUGUGGGCCAGGUUUGGAUAAGCGAAGACAGUAAUAGCAUUGAAGCAGUGAACCAAUGGAAAGAGACAAUUACAAAUCCUGAAAAGGUUGUUACCAAGUGGCACAAAUUAAAUCCAUCUUGACUUUACACAUCAAUUUCAUGAAAAAACAACUUGAUAUUCUAUUAGAAGACAUAUAAUUUCAAUUUGCUAAAAAGUGUAAUGAAUUUUGUCAGAUAUCCAAAGUGAAGGAAUUCUUUAAAACAGUGUCCAAAUAUAAUAAAAUCAUAGUAUUAAAAAGUC
This is a messenger RNA of Fukomys damarensis (Damara mole-rat), 1756 nucleotides long. RefSeq names its product tandem C2 domains, nuclear (gene Tc2n). The record is from RefSeq and is a predicted model, not a curated record. NCBI's taxonomy places the organism in Eukaryota, Metazoa, Chordata, Mammalia, Rodentia, Bathyergidae. The transcript has 12 exons. Gene Ontology annotation, cellular component: nucleus. Bases 125 to 1597 code for a protein of 490 amino acids.